AUGUACAACCGGCAGCAGAAGUUACUGUCUCAGCGCCAGAACCAGGAGCAGUACAGGCAGGAGGAGGCCCGGCGUGUGGACCGAGAGAGGCAGCUGCAGGCCGGUCUGAGAGACCAGGAGAGCUUCGAGACCAGGAGACACCUGCGACAGGUGCAGCAGGAGCUCAAGGAGAAGCAAAUGGAGAGCGCUCUGCUACAGGCAGAGGAGGAGAGAAUUAACAGGGAAAGGCAACUUGAACAAGAGGAGAGAAUGGCCAAAGAGCUGGCCCGCAUCAACUACGAGAAGCAAAAAGAUGAGAAAAUGAGGCAGCAUAUCCGAGAGAACAGCACUGAGCUUCGGGAAUUGGAGUUAAAGCUGAAGUAUGCGUAUUUGAACAAGGAGCGAGCUGCACAGAUUGCUGAGAAAGAAGCUAUGAGGUUUGAGACGAUGCGGGAGGAGGCAGACUAUGCUCGCAAGAUGACGAGCGAACGUGAGCGAGUCGCCGUUGAGCAGCAGAAGCUGGAGGAGAAGCGCCACGAGGAAGUGGUGCAGUAUCAGAGACAGCUGGAGCAGCAGCUCAUGGACAGAGAGCGCCAGAGACAAGAGGCAUACGAGGAGUUCCUCAAAGAGAAGCUCAUGGUGGAUGAGAUUGUCAGGAAGAUUUAUGAGGAGGAUCAGAUGGAGAGACAGUUGAAACUGGAGAAGGUCAGAGCCACUCAGCAGCACAUUGAAGAGUUCAAGAGGCAGCAGGCCGAGUGGAGACGCUUGGAGAAAGAAAAGAUGGAGGCCGAGAACAGGCGCAUCAUGGAGUUCGCGGAGCAGCGGCAGCACAUGGAAGAGACCAGAAUGGCUAAGAUCCGAGAGAGAGAAGAAGCAAAGGAGCAUCUGCAUAAAAUGCUGUGUGACAAGAUGGAAGCGGAGAGGCAGCAGCGUGAAGAGAUGGAGCAGGUCCGCGAGGAACUCUAUUUAGAAGAGCAAGAAGAGGCCAACAGGCAGAGAGAAAUCGAAGAGAUGGAGAAGAAAAUCAGACAGAGGCUGAUGAUGCAGCGGACCUGCCAGGAGCAGAUGGCUUUCAGAGAGAUGCAGAGGCAGGCGGAGAAAGAAGAAGAGGAGGCCUUCAGGAAAACCAUGAUGGCUAAGUUUGCCGAGGACGAUCGCAUUGAGCAGAUGAACGCCCAGAAACGACGCAUGAAGCGGCUCGAACACCAGCGCGAGGUGGAGAAAAUGAUAGAGGACAGAAGGCGGCAGCGCGAGGCCGACAUGGAACUGGAGGCUAAAGAAAGAGCGCUUGAGCAGGAGAGGGAGGCGCUGCGCAGAAAGAUCAUUGAAGAAGAGCGGCAGGGACUCCUGAAACGUCACGCAACAAAACUCCUCGGAUACUUCCCUAAGGGCCUGCUCCAUCAAGACGACCUGCAGCACUUUGAUGAAGACUUCAGAAAACACUUUGAGUCACGUCAGGCGGACAUCUUCUCUGAAGACGGCUGGGAUGGUGACAGUUAAACUUUUUCUUCCAGUGUGCCACUAGAGGGCAGAUUAAGGUUACAGUGAAUGUAUUAUAAGUUUUAAUGAUCAAUAAGUUCUACAUUUUUCAUUAACAGAAGUAGUUUUACAUUCAGUGACAAUAAAACAAUUUUAGAUAUCUCUUUAUUAGAACGGUGCUGACAGGAUCUUAAUUAAAACAACUCCAAAAAGUCCAGCUGAAAGAAUCCGAUCGUGUUUAUUAGACAAACAUCUUCAUCUAAAUUUUAUGUGAAUUCAAACUGUAGGCUUUUGAAAUGUCAACUUACAUUCGUAGGGACUGCAAACUAAAGUUCUUUACUUCACACACAUAGAGAUCUU
Stegastes partitus (bicolor damselfish) is the source of this 1818-nucleotide messenger RNA. It is a transcript of the gene mns1, whose product is annotated as meiosis-specific nuclear structural 1. NCBI's taxonomy places the organism in Eukaryota, Metazoa, Chordata, Actinopteri, Pomacentridae. Gene Ontology annotation, cellular component: motile cilium. The record is from RefSeq and is a predicted model, not a curated record. The coding region runs from base 1 to 1479 and encodes 492 amino acids. Gene Ontology annotation, biological process: cilium organization. The transcript has 9 exons.